Molecule: messenger RNA, 3445 nt
Organism: Arabidopsis thaliana (thale cress)
Lineage: Eukaryota; Viridiplantae; Streptophyta; Magnoliopsida; Brassicales; Brassicaceae
Product: Ring/U-Box superfamily protein
Exons: 8
Coding region: 664-3183 (839 amino acids)
Source: RefSeq, marked reviewed
CCAGACGUUCGUGUUACGGUAAGAUUUUCUUCCCGAAGAAGCAGAGAGGUCCACAUGUUCCUCCUCUCCACAAUUCACUCUUCUUCUCUUUCGUCUUCUCUUCUGGUUAAAUUCUCUCUCGGAGCUGACCGUUUCUUCACUCCUAAAUCCAAGCCACACCAUAUUGAUUCUCUUCACUGGUAGGUUUCGUUCAUGACGUCUCUCUCAUUUUGUGUUUCCCCUUUCAAGCUAGGUUUUUAUUUGUUAAUGGCGGAUUCUUUGGGUUUUUGGCUUCAUCACCAACACUGAUUACUCCUUUUUCCUUUCUGGAGCUCUAAUUUUGCGGAUUUGGUUUUCGAUCGGAUUUUGUGGAUCUUUGUUUAUUUCAGAUCCAAUUCAAGGUGCUUGCUUGGAGCUAAGUUUUAACCUCACGGAAGGAAUCUUUAUUCUGCAAUCACUGCAAAGAGAAGGAGUCUAUAUUUUGGUGGAGAAUGUUGUUGGACGAUAAUAAACAUAUGAUUUCAGUGCAACGCGGCUUUAAGAGUCGUGGUCAGAUGAAAUAUCUGAGGUAUUGAAAUUGAUGAGCACCAUAGGAGAUGAUCUAAUUCUAUCUGGAGAAGCCAGUUUUUGUGUAUAUUUUGUAGAUAAUUAGGCUUUUUGCUAAUACAGUUAAAGAUUGAUCAAAUGGCUAUCGCUGGUCUGCAAAAUAUUUUGGUGAUCGAUUCAUCUUUCCGUCGGGACUCUGAGGUUCAGGCGACUAGACAAAGGGAAAAUGAGGGAAGGUCAAGCGUCCGGGCAUCCUCACUCCUACAGAUGUGGAGGGAACUUGAGGAUGAUCAUGUGAUGGGUCAUGCUCGUGAGAGAGAUGGUGAGAGGAGGAGUGUUUCUUCACCAUCUAAUACUAUGAGGGGAAAUGGUUGUGACAGUAAUAUUAGUGCACAUGAUAUUGUUAGAGAUAGUGUUAAUCUGGGUGAGAAUGAACUUGGUGGAUGGUCUCCCACCCAGAGUCAUGUUGGGUCACAUAACUCGAGUGAGGAUCUCGGCCCUUUUCAGAGCGAGCAUUUUUCUGAUCUGGGGAUGGGUGAAAGGGAAAGAGUUAGACAGAUUUUUCGUGAGUGGACGAGCUCUGGGACAGGUCAGCAUACUGAUUCUGCUUCCCAAGCAACCAACAGCUCAAGAGCAGAAUGGCUUGGUGAAACUGAACAAGAAAGGGUGAGGAUCAUAAGGGAGAUGGUUCAGAUGAAUAGCCAGCAGAGGCCUGCUCUUGGUGAUCUCAGGGAAGAACAACCUAUUGAAGGUGCUAAUCAGAUUGAAAGAGUACUUGAUGGAAUAGUUGUUAAUCCAAACAGCAUCCAGAAUGAACAUGCUAGAAGAGGCAUACGCAAGUUGUGUGGUAGGCAAGUGUGGGUGGAUAUGUUAAAAAUGGCUGAGAUGGAAAGGCAAAGAGAGCUGGAGGGAUUGAUGCAGCAUCAUGCAGUAUCAAACUUCGCUCAUCGCAACCGCAUUCAGGCAUUGCUAAGGGGGAGAUUCUUGCGAAAUGGUGACAACGAUGAUAAAGAGAAACCAACAUCAUCUGCAGCCACUGAGUUGGGCUUUCUAAGAGAGAGGCACACUGUAUCUGAGCUGAGGGAGGAAUUUAUAUCCAGACUGGACCGGUCUGCCUCUGGUCAAGCGAGCAGUAGUCACUCUGAGACCUCAUCAAAUGCUGAAACUGAUCAUAAUAGAGGUGAACAAAACGACCUGAAUUGUCUAGAUAGCAUCAAUGAUGCAGACGGUGGUUCAGAUCAAAAUGGCCGAGAGGCUGACAACCAAAGUUCACUGGAUGAGAUAACUAACUCUGGACGGUGUUGUAGCCGGAGCACAAGUUUGGAAGAAAGGACUGCACGUGUAGAAGGCUGGCAACGGUCAGAAAUUGAUGAUUUUUCUCAAAGAAGAAAUGAUACGGAAGUGGACCUGAAUGCUACUGGGUGUUCAUCCUCUUCAAUUCAUGGAGAUGAGAUCAGAUACGGUUGUCAAUUACGAGAAACUAUCGAGAUACCCUAUGAACAGUCUCUGCAAAUUUCUGAAGAAAUUGCCACCAUGGGACCGAUAAACCGGACAACAAAUUUCCAGGAGAAUCUGGGCGAAAGCAUUAACCUAACUGUCACUCUAGAGGAACAAACCGUGGAGCAGAUGGAAAACGAAGAAUCCGAUUGGCAACUUAUCAAUGGUGCAACCAGUGCAUGGAGAGAUGACGCUGAAGAGGAGGCAGAUACAGAUGUUCCUGAGAAUUUUCCAAAUCAGUUAUCCCAGUUAUCAUCUGUGGACGAGGACAGAGAAGCCAACAUACUCGGGGAACUCACAGAGAUGCAGCCUGAUGAUGAUGCUGCAUCUCUUCAAAGCACAAUACAAGACUGGUCAGAGGAACAUUCUGAUCAGGACACAGUUUCAAUGGGAAGGGCUACCACAUUCUUUCCUCCGGAUGAUGGUAAUGAGAACAACAUGGAACUCAGAGAACUCUCGAGCAGGAGACGUGUCUCAAAUCUUCUGCAGAGCGGGUUUAGGGAAAAUCUUAGCCAGUUGAUACAAUCUUACAUGGACAGACGAAGCCAAAAUCCUGUCGACUGGGAAGAAGCCGAGACUUAUUCUGACCAUACAAUAGUAGGUGAAGAUACCGAACAGCAGGAUGAUGCUCAGAGUGGUGGUCAAGAACUUGAUGCUGUUGAAUCUCCUCCUUUGACUCUACCCUCCCCAGUCAUCCCUAUUCAGCCACGGUGGGACCAUGAUCGAUCCCAUUCAAACUGGCCGGCACAUGAUUUGCAUCAGGGCAUUGGAAUGGAUUGGGAUUCGAUCAACGAUUUGAGGGUUGACAUGGGUAGAAUACAGCAAAGGAUGGAUAACCUGCAGAGGAUGCUAGAGGCUUGCAUGGAAAUGCAACUCGAGUUACAACGGUCCAUAAGACAAGAGGUCUCUGCUGCGAUGCACCGCUCUACUGACCAACCAGGUCCAUCCAAGGACACUGCGAGUUACGAGUCAAAAUGGGAAUAUGUAAGGAAAGGGAUCUGCUGCGUAUGCUGCGAGAGCAAUAUUGACUCUUUAUUGUAUAGAUGUGGACAUAUGAACACCUGCGAGAAGUGUGCAAAGAAGCUAGUGGAAGCGGGAGGAAAAUGUCCCAUGUGUCAAGCCCCUGUGAUUGAGGUAGUUCGUGCUUACUCUAUUCUUUGAAACUCUUGUGCUCUCCUACGGCUCCAAGCUCUGCUUAUUUGAUUCUGGGUUUUACAGAUAUCAAAUGUCUUUGAUUGUGAUGUUUUUAGCAUAGAUAUUUACUCUGAUUCACUCGGCUCUUAAUUUUAUCCGUGGUGUAAGAAAGACAAACACACACUUCUUAACUAUUUUUAUACACAUGAAACAUCAAAAGAUUCAAUAGAAAUUGGUGGCAGUGAACUAUCUGUGACUACCUGUACUUUUAUGCAUAUCCAAAAAAAAA